Messenger RNA from Zootermopsis nevadensis, 3301 nucleotides. Lineage: Eukaryota; Metazoa; Arthropoda; Insecta; Blattodea; Termopsidae. The record is from RefSeq and is a predicted model, not a curated record.
UAUGAAUCAUGGCAGGCGGUCGCGUGCGAACCCCUUCAUUAGCGGGCCUGUUUCCCCACGUCACGUGACGAAGGCAGAGCCUCCUGGCUCGUUGCUUGGCCGAGUAGUCAAGUCAGUCGCGACUAGAUCGCGCGUCAGGCAGGUGUUGGUGUUGGAGGAGGCUGUGAUCUUUGUGGUGCGUGGUCCAGCGAGCGGCGGUCGAGCUUUGGAGAGUCUGCAGGUGAUGAAAUAGAGUCACGACUCACAGAAACUCGAGUUGCUGGGGCGAAGGCCUCUAGACAGAAAGAUGUCGGCGGGAUCCCCCGGCGAGAUGAGCGGGUUCCUGGACGUCAAAGUUCCCGCAAGAGUCAGACGCAGGCGAGGACUGGCACCCUGGAAGGCGUGGAAGAAACAGUGGGUCACAGUGAGGAGCAACUCAGAUUGCGGAGUGCAGGUUCUACUUGGCGGUAGCUGUGUUCGAGUCCCACCCAAGUCCAUCCUUUGCAGAUCGGAGUCAAGGUCACGUCGAAUGAUGAGCGUGAACGGGGGAUUCCCCAUCUCGUUCAUCGAUAACGCCCACUCGCGAGUGGCUGGUCUCACUGGGUUGUACGGUAACCUGGUGGUGGGACCGCAUCGCCUUACUCUGCAUGACCCCAGCUCGGAACAACUCCUUUGCUCAUGGAAAUGGCAGCAGCUACACCAGUUCCACCUGGCGGCCACUGAAAUCAAGGACGAUGAACACAAGAUCUGCAUAAUUCACACGAGCAGCGAGUUCCCCGCUGGAGCAGGGCAGAUCCACGUGUUCUGUCCUCGAGCCGCUGAGCUGUUGGAUCGGCUGCUGACAAGUGGCAGAGUACGGAGACUCCUUUCGUCUCCGUUACCCUCCCCACCACCCCUACGCCGCGGCGCCCGGCGCCUGAGUCGCAGUGAGAGUGACUUGCACUGCUUCGCAUCUGGCGAAUGCAGCCCAAAGCAGAAACACCACUUUCUGAGGCACAAGGGGGUCCUGGAGAGGUCCCAUAGCAGCUCGAGGACAUCGGCCACUUCAGAUGAAUACGUGCAGGCCAUAGGUGGCAAGGUGGCCAGCAGUCUCAUCUCGGCAGGUCUCGGGCUCCUGUUCUCCACUCCGGCCUGCAGCGAGGCGGAUACAGAGUCCCUGCACGAGUAUCAAAAAGUGGGGAGCCUGGACAGUGACGAGUGCGACGAGGAGCUCAUAAGCGGCCGCCUGGAGCCCGGGGACAACUCUCUUCCUCUGCGGAGAGAGUCGGGCAUCUCCAUAGCGUCUGGCAUCUACGAGGAGAUUGCAGAUGGAGACGCGCACAACAACACCAACCACUAUGAGAAUCCUGCCACCUUGCACUGGGGUUGUCUCACUGAAGACAAGGGUGACUCACCCCCACCACUGCCACCAAGAAAGCAGACACACCACUUCCUUGACAGCAGCAUCCACGAGGCUGUGGGGAGAGAGUGGUGCUACAGGACACCUCCCACGUGGACCCCGCGCCUGCAACGUGAUCCUUGUCGUGGGCCCUCAGUAUCCUGUCCAACCCAUCGCUCUGCGUGGGGGGCUGACACACCACCCCAGCCCGAGCCCGACUACCUGCCCAUGUCUCCCAGUCCAGCGAGAUUAGUGGCCGAGGAGCAGCACUACACGGUCAUGGCGAGUGUCAACACUACAUGACGUCAAGCAACCGGCUGGUUAAAGCUACACGUCACUUUGACAACUCAUGACAUCCUGCCAUUGUGCAACAGAUACAUAAAAAUUCAUGACGCUCCACCGUAUCAUACUAUUAACAUGACGACACUCGAUCAAGAAGGAAAACCACGGAAAUUCUGCCCUGGCUAAACGAAUAUAUGUGGUAUUCAGGCAUGAAAUAUAAGAAGUUCAUGGGACAUACCAUGUGAAUGAAAGAAUGUGAUACCACAUAGAAAUGCAUGACGGCAUUCCAUCACGGGAAAUGAAAAGAAAUUCUUGGCAUUCCUCCAAAGUGAAAAUAUGUUACACUAGAUUGUGAAGUACUAUAAAUAUAGGUUAUGGCUUCAAAGCACCGUGAAAGGGCAUAUGCCCAUCAGUUACCACAGUUUUGGGUGAUCAUUCUGAGAGGUAUUGGUAGUACUUUUCCCCCAUGACAAAUAAACCAAUGAAAAGUGACGCUGUAUUGGAGAUGGAUUUUCUUUAGAAGUGAAUGGCAAGAAUGAAAUUGGGAGACUAGCGAAGUGAAUGGCUUCAAAAAUGAAAGUAUAUAAAGGACACAUGGUUUCUCCAUAGCAGCAAAUUGUGGCUGUCCCAGUACACUGGCUUAGAAACAAAUUCUAUAAAUGUCUGAAAGCAAAUUUUAACAACUUCUACUUGAUCUAAUGACGACUUCCUACACUGUAUCACAUACUACAACCAAUUGCUGAGCUUAGACUAAGCAAUGACUCAUUCUGUGUUCAUUUUGUGUUCACCUGUUUUCAUUUAUAGAGGCUAAAGGUACCAAAUAAAAGUUAAGUGCGAAUAUGAAUAAGCAAUGAAUUAAUCCUUCAGUGUGGGGCGACAUGCUGUAUACAAGACCCGAAAAAUGUUAUUUCUGUCAUGGCAGGAUACAUUCUACACGCUCAUAGCAGUGCAUGUUUAUACCACUCUCGUGUGUCUGCCAGUGCGCACAUUUCGUGUCUGAAACGAGGCAUUGAAUUUUGAAGUAAUUUGGCAUUGAGGGGCUAAACUAAAGCUUGUAAGGGAAAUAUAAUUUCAAUUUCAGAUAAUCUACACAUUAUCAGUACAAACAGUCAAUCCAGAUUUAUGGCAACAAGGAGAAUUCUGCCUGAAAUUGAAUCCUGCUUGUCUACCCUUCACCUGUCACUUUACCAACUGAGCUUAUUCAUAGGUAAAAGUUUUAUAAAUACCAAAGGAUUCUUCUGAAUCAGGUAAAGGCACACACAGCAAUCCCCAUGAGAAGAUGCAGAAAAUCCUUAAAUAAAAACUAUACAGUACAAGAGCGAACCCACACUGAAGGGUCAGUAAGAGAGAGGUUCAGUUUUCUAUAAAUCUGUAUCUGUAAUAGGGCUAAAAUAUUUCUGAGCAAUUUUUAUAAUACAAAGUCACAAUUAAAAAAAUAAACUCACACAGAAUUUUGCAUUUGAAAUGAGUGUUUGCAAUAAGGAGUGAAAUGAAAAUGCAUAAUGUCUAAAUUAUGAUGUGUUUGUUGAAUUUUGCAAUUUGUAUUAUGUUUUUACACAUUUUGUAAAUGUAAACUGUUCAACAGUUCCUGAAAAAAAUCCAUAAAAAAUAUCCUGUAACAUUAUUUUGAAACAUACAAAUAAAUAACAAUAGGAAAGUUAA